Messenger RNA from Ochotona princeps (American pika), 642 nucleotides. Its product is annotated as olfactory receptor 7A17-like. Gene Ontology annotation, cellular component: membrane. Gene Ontology annotation, molecular function: olfactory receptor activity. The transcript is spliced from 2 exons. The record is from RefSeq and is a predicted model, not a curated record. Gene Ontology annotation, biological process: G protein-coupled receptor signaling pathway. NCBI's taxonomy places the organism in Eukaryota, Metazoa, Chordata, Mammalia, Lagomorpha, Ochotonidae. Bases 1 to 642 code for a protein of 213 amino acids.
AUGCUGAUGAACAUCCAGAUACAGAGCAGAGCCAUCAGCUAUGCAGACUACAUCACACAGAUGUUCUGCUUCCUUCUUUUAAUUGGGUUGGACAACUGCCUCCUGGUUGUGAGGGAUUAUGACUGCUUUGUGGCCAUCUAUCACCCCCUGCACUACACGGUCAUCAUGAACCGUUGGCUCUGUGUGCAGCUGCUUCUGGUAUGCUGGACCAUUAGUCUCCUGCACGCCUUGUUGCACAGCUUAAUGCUUUUACCGCUGUCUUUCUGCACAGACAUAGAAAUCCCACACUUUUUCUGUGAGCUGGACCAGGUGGUCCACAGAACCUGUUCUGACACCUUUCUCAAUGACCUGACGAUCUAUGGUGCAUCUGUGCUGAUGGGAUGUGGGUUCCUUGCCAGGAUUCAGUUCUCCUACUCCAAGAUCAUCUCCACCAUCCCUGCCAGCUCGUCAGCUCAGGGACUGGGUGUGUACCUCAGUUCUGCUACUACACACAACUCAAAUUCAACAGCCAUAGCCUCAGUGAUGUACACCGUGGUCACCCCCAUGCUAAACCCCUUCAUCUACAGUCUCAGGAAUGAAGACAUCAAGAGGGCCCUGGGAGGAACUUUUCGGUGGAAGCCAUCAACUGGCCAGGUGUCUUAG